AUGGUUGCGAACGCUGGUGACGCAGGUUCAAGCGCCGAGAUGGAAGCCUCCGCUGGCGUGGACGCUCGUCGCGCGCGGCGAGCGGGCGGCGCGGAGGCCGAACGGGGCCGCGUGGGACGCCUGCGCGGCGGCGCCAUCGCGCGCGCCCUCGAGGGCGACGAGCGGGAGGAAGGCAGCUUCCGCAGCUGCCGGGGCGCGUGCGCCAGCAGCCACGAGGCCAUGGACGCCGCGGACGAGCUGAGCGAGAUCAGCCGCAAGAACGCCGCCGCCCGGCGCAGCGCCGGCGGCGGCGGCAGCAGCAGCCGGCGCAAGAGCGGCGAGGCCGCGCGCGACGGCAGCGCGGGCAGGAGGAAACGCGAGAGCACGGCCGCCGCCUCCGCGGACGACGACGACAGGCCCAGCGACGCCGACGAGCAGCGCAGGAGGAGCCACAGGCGCAGCCAACAGCGGAGGAGCAAGGAGGCCGCUGAGGAGGACGCGGGCGCUGGCGGCGGAGGAGGGAAGGGUGGCGUGGAGGACGUGCGCGGAAGGACGGGGCGACGAGAGUGGGCGUGGAAGGAGGAAAGCGGGGGGCAGCGGAGGGGGACUGAGGAAGCGCGGGAGACGGCGGCAGCAAGACCACCGGCGCAGCAGCGGCAGCCGCACGGGAGCGGCUGCGGUGCAAGAGCCUCCGACGCCGCAGCGCGCAGCGGGAGCGGCGCGGAGCGGUCGGCGGCGCGGCGCUGGUCAUCGCGCGCGCACUCGCGCCCGCUGGAGGCCGGGCGGCCCGUGCGCGUCGCGCGCUUCGACGACGACCACCGCCUCGAGCUGCGCGAGGACGUGCUGGCGCGCGUGCUGCUGCGCGAGGACGUGCGCGACCGCCCCGUCGUCCUCGUCGCCGUCGUCGGCUCCUACCGCAAAGGCGAGACGCGUUAUGCGAGGACACCGUCGCUUUUCUCGAACAAUGCUACUCGCUCCUUUGGGCACUGCCGGCGUGUGCUGAGCGUCGCGGGUGGGCGGGUGUGCUGCGCAGGCAAGUCGUUCCUGCUGAGCUACAUGCUGCGCUACCUUCGCGCGUGGGAGAGCGCCGGCGCCGGCUCGGGCUCGAGUUCGCGUGCGGGCGCGGGCGUGGAGUGGCUGGGCGACGCGGAGCAGCCGCUGGCCGAGGGCUUUGAGUGGCGCGGGGGCGCCGAGCUGGCCACCACGGGCCUCGUGCUGUGGUCGCGCCCGUUCCUGCGCGCCGCGCCCGGAGGGGAGCAGGUCGCCGUACUGCUGCUCGACACGCAAGGUGCGACACGGCCGCCUUCGCCCUCGCUCGGUUGCCAGUCGGUGGGCUUACGGUGUCGUGGGCACGCUGGUCGGGAAAGAGAGCCCGUUUCUCAGCGCCUGAUUGCUUCAGCGGGUAGUUCAUGGAUGGCGUGGGCUUGCGAUGUCGUGGGCACGCUGCUCGGGAAAGAGAGCCCGCAUCUGGGCACCUGA
This is a messenger RNA of Gryllus bimaculatus (two-spotted cricket), 1458 nucleotides long. NCBI's taxonomy places the organism in Eukaryota, Metazoa, Arthropoda, Insecta, Orthoptera, Gryllidae. The record is from the annotation of a GenBank genome assembly.